GAGACCAUGACAUAUUUGAUAGCGGGCCGCAGGCUAAGCCAUUCCUUCUAACUGCAACUGCUGCUCCUCUUUGUCUCCCCCGUUCCGUUCUCCACUGAACUCCUCGCCCUCGUCGACCCGUGACCCGUGAGCCUCUUCCACUGCCGCCGUCGACGAGAGCUGCGUUAGCCGCUAGGUGAUUUCGGCUGCUUCCCUCAUGGCGACCGCGCUCAAGUCGUUCUUGAACAGCCCCGUUGGCCCCAAGACCACCCACUUCUGGGGCCCUGUUGCCAACUGGGGCUUCGUCGUCGCGGGCUUGGUUGACAUGAACAAGCCUCCUGAAAUGAUAUCUGGCAACAUGACAGCAGCCAUGUGCGUGUAUUCUGGACUGUUCAUGAGGUUUGCAUGGAUGGUACAGCCCCGGAAUUAUUUGCUUCUAGCAUGCCAUGCUUCCAACGAGAGUGUUCAGCUCUAUCAGCUGUCUCGCUGGGCUAGGGCUCAGGGGUACCUGGAGAAGAAAGAGCCAGAGACACAACAGUAAAGAGGGUAUGCAACACUGCAGUGACUUGUUCCUUUAGUGACCAUGCAGUAUGCCGAGGAGAUUUCAUAUACCUAGCGCCGUUACAAGCUUCUGCUUGCUUACUUUUCUGUGCAUUUGGUUUUUACAAUGCGUUAUGCAAUGAGUUUCCCCCAAACACGCAAUGAGUUUGGGCACUAUUUUCGUUUUACCUGGCUCAUGUGCCCAUAGUGCUUUGUAAAAGACCAGUCGUUGCAAAAUUUUGGUCCGGUCCUCGGCAA
Molecule: messenger RNA, 777 nt
Organism: Zea mays
Lineage: Eukaryota; Viridiplantae; Streptophyta; Magnoliopsida; Poales; Poaceae
Product: Brain protein 44-like protein
Exons: 5
Coding region: 197-520 (107 amino acids)
Biological process (GO): pyruvate import into mitochondria
Cellular component (GO): mitochondrial inner membrane
Source: RefSeq, a predicted model, not a curated record